UCCAUUAUUAACUGAUCAAAUAUCUGAAACACUUUUCCUGUAUAUCGUUCAAUGAUUGUCUAGCCCACCCGUGUGAGGUGAUAGAUGUCAAAAUACUGAUGUCAAUGGUCAAUAUUUCAUCAGUAGUCAUAGUUGUCAGGAGUCAACCGACAAUAAUGUAAAUUGUAACUAUGCCUAUGGGUUGUUUUUAAUUUGAAAUAUAUCAGAUGGGCAUGGAUAUUCAGCGCAUGUUUAUAAUUUUAUAAAUUUGACUAAAUAAAUUAUAACAUUUAAAUUUACGUCCUAUUGUAGCAGAAGCUUAUUUGAUCUGGUAUUGUAAAAGGUAUUUUUAGUUCAUUGCCCACAAUAUUGAAAUGAAUAGUAAAUACCAUGCUAUUUAAAAAUAUUCUUGAAAGGAAAAAAAAGAUUAUCAAUCUUAAAUUAAGUGUAAGGUAGGCAUUGGUCCAAUAAUAUUAUAACUAAUAUCAAGAAAACGCACGCAAUGUCAUCUGGAAAAAAAUGUAAGCAUUGUGGGUCAUCCGAAAUCGAAGUUGACCCUGCAAGAGGAGAUGCUGUCUGUACAAACUGCGGGUCUGUCCUCGAAGAUAGUAUUAUUGUAGCUGAUAUUGAGUUUCAAGAGACCGCACAUGGUGGAGCCUCUGUUAUUGGCCAGUUUGUGUCAGCUGAAUCAAAGGGAGGCGCAUCAGGAUUUGGGAGAGCGUUUAAUUCAGGUAUUGGCCAAGAAUCUAGAGAGGUCACAUUACGGAAAGCAAGAGAUGGUAUCACAGCAUUGUGCCAACAGCUGCGUUUAAAUCAGCAAUGUAUUGAUAUCGCAUGUAAUUUCUUUAAGUUGGCACUUAUGCGUCAUCUGACUAUUGGACGACCGUCAGCACUUACACAGGCUGCAUGUGUUUAUAUGAUGUGUAGAACGGAAGGGACUGCUCAUCUAUUAAUUGAUAUAAGUGAUGCACUGCAGAUAUGUUGUUAUCAACUGGGUCGCACAUACUUCAAGCUCUCGAAGACUCUCUGCAUAAACAUUCCACCAACUGAUCCAUGCAUUUACAUCCUCCGAUUCGCAUCUCAACUGCAGUUCGAGGACAAACAGCACGAGGUGAGUAUGACAGCACUUCGGCUUGUGCAGAGGAUGAAGAGGGACUCAAUACAUUCCGGACGUCGACCUUCAGGUGUCUGCGGGGCCGCACUCCUCAUAGCUGCUAGACUACACAAUUUUUCUCGGACGCCGUCUGAUGUUGUGCGCAUAGUCAGAGUCCAUGAAAGUACGCUGCGCAAGCGGCUUCUAGAGUUUGGUGAUACUCCAUCCAGUGCGUUAACGCUUGACGAAUUUAUGACAGUGGAUCUUGAAGAGGAGCAGGACCCUCCAAUUUUCAAAGAAGCAAGGAAACGGGAUAAAGAACGACUGCAAAAGCUCAUGGAAGAAGAGGACGGGGAGAGAGAACUUUCAGAACUUCAGAAGGAGAUAGAAGAACAAUUAGAGAAAGACAACGCGAAGAAGAAAAAGUUAGCAGCAACGUCAAGCUCAACCAGAAGUGUAGAUGAAUCCAUCAACGAAGAAGAUGAAGCGACUCGGUUUGCAGAAGAAAGGACCAUCAGUCUUAUUGGAGAGUUGGCGAAGACCGUCGCAAAAGACACAGAAGAAAGCGCCACAGAAGUAGAAGAGAAAGAAUUAGGCCCAGAAAAGGCAGUGAUCGGUAUAUCCCACGUGAACGAGAAAACAGACACAUUUUUGAAGCCAGAACCGAAAACCCAGUUACCAAAUAACCUGACGAAUGCGGAUGAACUGGUUCUUGGGGAUGAAGAUGAGGCGUAUAUUGAUUCUCUCAUUAUGACUCCUGAUGAAGCGAGGUAUAAGACGAAGAUGUGGAAGUCCAUUAAUGCUGGCUAUCUUCGGGAUCAAAAGAUAAAAGAAGAACUCCGCGCAAAAGAAAAAGAAGAAGGGAAAGAUAAAAAGAAGAAAGUGCGUGGAUCGUACAGAAAGAAGGUGAAUUGUAAUGCCGCUACAGCUGGAGAGGCGAUUGGGAAGAUGUUGGCCGAGAAGAAGAUGAGUUUGAAGAUUAAUUAUGAUAUACUCAAAAGUUUGGAUCAGCCUGGUGUCUCAAUACCUGUGACUUCCAGUGAACCCGCUGUGGAAAGUCCGAAGGAGCUUGUGGAGAGUAAGACACCAGGUCCACCCCCAUCUAAAAAGAAAAAGAAGAAAGCAGCCCCACCUUCAGAUACGGAAUCGAACCCUCCCACUCCAGCACCGGAAGCACCUGUUCCCAGCACGCCGAUACAAAAGGAUAUAGAAGCUGAUGAUUAUGAAGAAGAAAUAGAUACAACAGAAAAUGAUACAGAACUAUCUUUAGCCAGCAUGUUGCAGAACCAGCAAGAGGAUGAUUAUUAUGAUUAUGAAGAGUAUUAGUUUAUGUAUGAUCUUCUAUUGUAUAGUUAAUCUCGUUUAAGUAGUAAAAAAAGAAAUGGACAUAGACAACUAAACAACGGGGUAAAAAUUGUUUAUGGCUCUGACAAUGUUCAUUAUGUAAUCUAAAGUUGGUUUUAGGUUACUCAUACUCGAAUCUAUUUAUAAAGGGCUAAAUGGGCUUUCUAAACAAUCAUGUAACAAUGAAAUACAACAUUUUACAUUCGCUAAUACAAUAAAAAAUCCAUUUACAUAUUAUUAUUACUCUUCAGCAACUGACAUAUACCGCUUAAUACACAAAUUCAUUAAGCUGGUACAAAUUUAGUGUAAACAACUAAAGAAAUAUAUAUAUGAAGCGGUACGGAUGAAAUGGUUUUGUUGUAUAUAAAUCGUAUAGGAUUGUUUGAAAGUAUCUAAUUUUAUUAGAUUAUAUUUAUUUAGUUCAAUUACUAAUAAUUUUUAAGUUAUUUUUGUAAGAAAACCAUUCGGUAUUUGUUGCAAUGUGAUGCUUUUAAUCUAUAAAAUAAAGGAAUACUUAAAUUAUGUUUGCCCAUGUAUUGUAAAAAAUAAUUUUACUCUGUAUGGAAUAAUCAUUUAGCUAAAAAUGUUGUAUACUCUGUGGCAUUAUGAUAUAUAGACAUAGAGAAUAAACUUGCUAAAGCAAUGUGUCACAUUCCAUUCUCGAGGUUUAAAACUAAAAAAAUGGACGUCACACACAUGUGUUUAGCUCAUUGUAUGUUGUAAAUUUAUUUUAUAAGUGUGUAUUAUACAACUUUGUAUUUCCCGCCAAAACUGUCUCACUUCGUAUUUAUUGAAUAGCUGAAAAAACAUUAGUCUAUUCUGUGUUUAAGAUGC
This is a messenger RNA of Pieris brassicae (large cabbage white), 3250 nucleotides long. It is a transcript of the gene Brf, whose product is annotated as transcription factor IIIB 90 kDa subunit. Gene Ontology annotation, cellular component: transcription factor TFIIIB complex; transcription preinitiation complex; nucleus. NCBI's taxonomy places the organism in Eukaryota, Metazoa, Arthropoda, Insecta, Lepidoptera, Pieridae. Gene Ontology annotation, biological process: DNA-templated transcription initiation; transcription preinitiation complex assembly; transcription by RNA polymerase III. The coding region runs from base 482 to 2398 and encodes 638 amino acids. The transcript is spliced from 11 exons. Gene Ontology annotation, molecular function: RNA polymerase III general transcription initiation factor activity; RNA polymerase III type 3 promoter sequence-specific DNA binding; TBP-class protein binding. The record is from RefSeq and is a predicted model, not a curated record.